Messenger RNA from Colletotrichum godetiae, 939 nucleotides. RefSeq lists its product as uncharacterized. The transcript has 3 exons. The record is from RefSeq and is a predicted model, not a curated record. Lineage: Eukaryota; Fungi; Ascomycota; Sordariomycetes; Glomerellales; Glomerellaceae. Bases 176 to 538 code for a protein of 120 amino acids.
CCUACCUCUGCUCAGGCACUCGGCCUAGCAGCUCAUCUACCUACCUACCUUACCUCAUGUAUCUGUUGAACUUGGCUACCUAAGCUUGCGUAAGACAUCUCACAGAGCAACCUCUAUUUCGAAAGAUAUCUCACCGUCUGAAGCAAGAUUAGGUAUCUGCUGAAGCCUAAGGUCAAUGCUUCAUCUCCUGCGUAUGAGAUUUCCUACCAUUCAUCUGCUCGGUUUCGCUGACUGUGUGCAAUCUACAAUUGCAUACGAUAAGAUGACGGUGGUCAGCAUGCCAGACAACUUCGAGAAGGCAGUUGCCAAAACCAACACUUGGUUCAUCAAUACGAUGCCAGAAGCGGCUGAUGAUAUGGCGAUAUGUCAGCUGAGGCUAGAGUAUGGACGGCUUUCAAUGUGGUCACGAGCUAAGGCAGCUACGUAUGUGACGCUGGAGGCGAGGUCCACUGAGCAAUAUGCAAUCCCUUCGAGUACUCAUCUCGUCUCAUCUCAACCUCGAAACUUCACCUACAAUGAAUUUGGACCGACUAGCUAACCUCUUAAAACACGGACACCCCUUGUCGCCUUGUACCUCUUGUCCUUCUCUAGUUUCGAUUUGCAAUGCUGUUUAGCUGUCAGUCACGCCAUCCGUGUCCCUCAACCCGCCGAGAACGGAGUCCAGACCCAUAAGGAGCUGCCCCUCUCGGCUCGAGUGAGUUGAGCGAGGUCAGAUAAGCUUCUAGAAGCUCCCUCCUUCUACCACAGACAACCCUGCCACGUGCCGGCCCAACGUAUGGUUGUGUGCUACCUUAUCUGUAAGAUUUCACAUGGAAUCAUUUCAGGUACCAUAUAUCCACGGACGGCGGCGGCGUCUAGUGCAUGGAUAAAAGAUGGUAUAGGUAUGAUUAAGAUAGUGGGGUAAAUUUGAAGAUGUAAAACGACGGUAGAAAUACAGCU